GAGGCAGCGGCCGGCGGGCGGCCGGGCCGAGCCCCGCAGCCCCGCGCAUGGAGCCCUAGGGCGGCGGGCAGCAUGUUCAGCCCCGACGGGGGGCUGCCGGCCGCCCCCUUCGGCCUCCUGCCCGACGCCGGGCCGUCCUUCCCCCGCGGCGGCUUCGACGGGGCGGCCGCCCAGCCGCUCUUCUUCCCCUUCGCCGCCGAGCCCGAGCCCCCCCGCGACCCGCCGCCGGCCCGCGCCUGGCUGCCCCCGCCCGCCGGGCCGCCCGCCAAGGCGGAGGCGCGCCCGGGCCGGCCCUGCCGCCAGCCCUCGCCCGAGCCCCGCGCCGCGGCCUGCUGCGGCCCGGCCUGGCCCCCCCCGCCCUGGGCCGGGCCCGCGCCCCCCGGCGCCGCCAGCACCGCCCUGCCCGGCCCGCCCUUCCCCGGCCCCGCCGCCGCCGCCUUCCCCGGCCCCCAGGUCUGCCCCGCCGCGCUGCAGCCGGGCUCCGGCGGCCUCUCCGGGCUGGGCAGCAGCGGCAGCUCCAGCGGCGCCGCCAGCGAGGGCGGACACUCCAGCGACAGCGGCGACGAGGAUGCACCAACCUCAGAGGAGCUGGAGCAGUUUGCCAAGGACCUCAAGCACAAGCGCAUCAUGCUGGGCUUCACCCAGGCUGACGUAGGGCUGGCCCUGGGCACCCUCUAUGGGAAGAUGUUCAGCCAGACGACCAUCUGCCGCUUCGAAGCGCUCCAGCUCAGCUUCAAGAACAUGUGCAAGCUGAAGCCACUGCUGCAGCGUUGGCUCAACGAGGCGGAGAACACUGACAACAUGCAAGAGAUGUGCAAUGCGGAGCAAGUGUUGGCCCAAGCCCGGAAGAGAAAACGCAGGACCAGCAUCGAGACCAAUGUGAAGGGGACACUGGAGAGCUUCUUCCGCAAGUGUGUGAAGCCCAGUCCCCAGGAGAUCUCCCAAAUUGCCGAGGACCUCAACAUGGACAAAGACGUGGUCCGGGUCUGGUUCUGCAACCGGCGUCAGAAAGGCAAACGGCUGCUGCUCCCCUUCAGCAACGAGGCAGAGGGGGCCAUGUAUGAUAUGAACCAGUCCGUGGUGCCCACUGGCCUGCCCAUCCCAGUGACGUCCCAGGGCUACAGCCUGGCGCCCUCCCCUCCCGUCUACAUGCCGCCUUUCCACAAAGCCGAGAUGUUCCCUCAAGCGCUGCAGCCUGGGCUUUCCAUGAGCAACAGCAGCCACUGAACCGGGGGCUGCGGGGGCUGGUGGCGGUGCCGCCCCAACGCUGCGGCUGGGCUGGCUCUCUGGGGGCAGCUUCCCCUCCACUUUGCCCUGAGAAGGCACAGGCACGGCCCCACUCCCGUUCCCAGGGCCUGCCUUAGGGCUUUUGGGGUGCCUUAGGGCUUUUGGGGUGCGAGGGGCAGGGGAAGGGCUGGGAGCCUGGCACAGGGAUGGUGUCUGCUCUCUGCGGUUGCUCCCAGCCCUUCCCAGUUAUAUGUGAGUUUAGUUGUCCCAGCAGCAUCGGCCCCCCUCUAACCUCUCCUGGGGGGCAGCUGCUCCUGCCCCACUGCCCCCCACCAAAGCCACACAUGCCUGGGGCGCUGAGCGGAGCCACCUGCGCCCGGCCCCAGCCAAGCUGCUCUCCUGCAAAACCCAGAAAAAGUAUUUUUUAGA
This is a messenger RNA of Tyto alba (common barn owl), 1656 nucleotides long. RefSeq names its product POU domain, class 5, transcription factor 3. The record is from RefSeq and is a predicted model, not a curated record. Gene Ontology annotation, molecular function: RNA polymerase II cis-regulatory region sequence-specific DNA binding; DNA-binding transcription factor activity, RNA polymerase II-specific. The coding region runs from base 73 to 1227 and encodes 384 amino acids. The transcript has 5 exons. Gene Ontology annotation, biological process: regulation of transcription by RNA polymerase II. NCBI's taxonomy places the organism in Eukaryota, Metazoa, Chordata, Aves, Strigiformes, Tytonidae.